ACGGUCAUGGUGCAGGGGCAGCGCAAGUUCCAGGCUCACAAACCAGCAAAGAGUAAGAAUGCAGCAGCAGCUUCUGACCGGAACCGGGGCCUGAGGAAAGGCGGUCGUGUUAUCGCUCCCAAGAAGGCGCGCAUCGUGCAGCAGCAGAAGCUCAAAAAGAACGUGGAAGUUGGGAUCCGGAAGAAGAUUGAACAUGAUGUGGUGAUAAAAGCCAGCAGCAGCCUGCCCAAGAAGGUGACCUUGUUUAAGGCCCCAGCCAAGAAGAAGGGGCCAGCUGCCUCCACUAAGACCUGAGGGUACCAGCCCCAGCAGAGGUCAACACUGCAGCCCCACCUCCAUGCUCUAACUUUGCAGGUGACCCUGCAGCUGUACCAUGGGGAAGAGUACCCUCCCCCCAGCACUAGGCUGUACCUAGAACUUUGUAGGGUCCUGGCCCCUGAGCAGGUGAUCAGUAAAUCCCAGGUUUCCAAGAACCUAGUGAUAACCAAAAACAUGGUUACCACCUUCCUCAGUCCCAUUGCCCCAAUCCUGUCUCUUUCCUGGUUUAACCCUGAGCAAUAAACCUGGUUUUGUUCCAAAAAAAAAAAAA
Molecule: messenger RNA, 589 nt
Organism: Nycticebus coucang (slow loris)
Lineage: Eukaryota; Metazoa; Chordata; Mammalia; Primates; Lorisidae
Product: leydig cell tumor 10 kDa protein homolog
Exons: 1
Coding region: 7-294 (95 amino acids)
Source: RefSeq, a predicted model, not a curated record